AGGACUAGUGAAAUUUGGGAACGCCGGGAUAAGUAGGUAUGUAUAGGGAACUCUACGGAAUAGCAUCAAAAUCAAAUAAUACAUAUGUAUAAAAAAACGUAAUUAAAUUAGGCUUCAGAUUUCUAUUAGCAAGGAGCACUGAACAGCAGAUUUAUUUCAGUUUUAAAUUUAUAUACCUUCCUCCUAUCUUUACUUUAAUUACACAAGUUAAAAUAUUUUGACUAGAGUCUAAUAUGAGAACUGCGUGCAUGUUGUAGGUGUGAGUCGUGGACUCGUGGGCCAUAUAAAGCGCCGUGCGCUCCGCCGCGCGGCAAUAGGUACCGUCCCGAGGCAGGAUGAAGAGCGUUCGCGUCGCAGCACUUGCCCUGCUGGCCGCAGGGCUAAUCUCCGCGGAGAUCCAGAACCUGGACCUGCUGCGGCUACUGAUGGAGCGGCCCAUGCUCAGCGGACACAAUCGGUUCGACCGGGGACCUUCCAUCGAAGAUCGAGUUGACCAGCUCUGGCAUCGGAAAUAUGGGGAGGACAACAGAUAUAGUGACUUCAGCGGCACAUCAACGAAGCGGUCAGCGGUAGCCACGGCGCUGAACGCCGGCCGUCCGCGCCGGCAGCCCGCGCCUGCCCUCGAACUGGCACUGAACACGGAAACACGGAUGCUGAACGGACGGCCGCGCCGGCAGCCCUCGCCCGGGCUUGCACUGGCACUGAACACGGAAACACGGCCGCUGAACGGACGGCCGCGCCGGCAGCCCGCGCCGGGGCUCGGUAAGGCCAUCACGCCUUUUGCGGGCGUCGGUAAGCACGACACAACCCUGGCUUGCACGGCUUCACUUGCAUGA
Messenger RNA from Leguminivora glycinivorella, 836 nucleotides. RefSeq lists its product as uncharacterized. NCBI's taxonomy places the organism in Eukaryota, Metazoa, Arthropoda, Insecta, Lepidoptera, Tortricidae. Bases 336 to 836 code for a protein of 166 amino acids. The transcript has 5 exons. The record is from RefSeq and is a predicted model, not a curated record.